AUGGACUACGCCACGAAGGCAAAAUAUGCCGUGCACGCUAAACGUCAGGUGAACAAGGAAACGGGUGAAAGAGGCAAACCGACGUUCAAAAUCACCACCAUUGAUGUGCAGUCACUAAAUGCGCAGGAGUGCCCUCCUCUUAAAAACCUGGAGAACACAAGUAUGUUCAAUCUUGGUGGGGAUGCGUCGACAAAACAUAGAAGUUUCAGUCUUCGCGUGCUUCGAGAUCUGGGUUUCGGAAAGACAUCAAUGGAAGAGCAUAUCAAGGAGGAACUGUUUGACUUUGUCAACGAGAUCGACGGAACCAAAGAACGUGGUGUCCCUGUUCUCGAGUUGAUCCUCCAAAGCCUGAUGAACGUUACAAGCGCCCUCUUGUUUGGAACCAGAUACCCUCUAGGCGACCCCAAGCGAAAAUACCUGGCACAGCUCGCCACGGAUUACAUGCAGCGAGUCCACUGCGCACCGAUAAUCCAAUUCAAACCGCAGUGGCUCUGCCGAUUUGAAGCCAAGCUGCCCUUCACGAGGACGGGUGCUAUGCGCAAAUGUCGUCUCGCGAUGAUCGACUUCAUCAGGUAUCAAGUUAAACAACACGAAGACACAAUACAGGCAGACGUGACCCGAGACUUCAUCGAUGGCUUCCUCAAGCAGGUUGAGAAGCACCGGCGUGAUCCCAAUCCUGCGUUUGAAGUGUGCCACCUCGUGGCUAACACCGUGGAACUCUUCUUCGGUUCCUCGAGCAACGUGCCAGUCCUGAUGCACUGGCUGCUGCUGGUGUGCGCGCAGAAUCCAGAGAGGGUGCAAGCCAGGAUUCAGAAAGAGGUCGACGACGUUGUCGGCCGUGACAGACAGCCCAGAUGGGAGGACCGCAAGGCGAUGCCUUUUACCAUGGCCAGCGUACUUGAGAUAACACGGUGGAAGGUCACGGAACCCAUUGGGUUGCCUAGAGGAGUAAAAAAAGACACCUUCAUCGGGGAGUACCUGAUUCCCGAAGGAACGAUGGUUAUGGCGAAUGUUAUGGCAGUACACAGAAAUCCAGAGCUUUGGGAAAAUCCGGACCGAUUUCAUCCAGAGCGAUUCUUAACAGCCGACGGCAGUGAACUCUCGAAGAAACCGGAACACCACAUCGCGUUCUCGCUUGGAAAAAGAAUUUGUCCUGCAGAGAUGCUGGCGAACGUCGAAAUGUUCCUGUACCUGGCGACCAUUCUGCAGAAGUUCAGUGUGCUUCCUGAUUAUGGAGCACAGCUGCCUGAUCUCGGGUGCCUUUCCACAUCAUCUCGUCAUCCUUCUAUAAAGAUGCUGCGCUUCGUCAGUCGCCGAUAGCCGUGGCGAUUAGCGAGGUUUCCUCAAUGUGCUGCGGAUUGUGAUGAUUUAUGAUGUC
Ixodes scapularis (black-legged tick) is the source of this 1378-nucleotide messenger RNA. RefSeq names its product cytochrome P450 2J2-like. Bases 1 to 1320 code for a protein of 439 amino acids. The record is from RefSeq and is a predicted model, not a curated record. Gene Ontology annotation, molecular function: monooxygenase activity; iron ion binding; heme binding. The transcript is spliced from 8 exons. Lineage: Eukaryota; Metazoa; Arthropoda; Arachnida; Ixodida; Ixodidae.